CACGCUGCUCGACUUUUUGCUCUCCCUGUGAGUCGGCUGCUAUCUUGUGCCACAGGCUCUAACGGAUGGGCAGCGAGGAAGACGAAAGCGGCUACGGCACAACACUUAGCGGGUAUGAGGAGGAGGAAAACUCACCGGGCAGCGUUCGCUCGCUAAUGCUCCGCGCCGCACUCGAAGCGCCGGACGAGUUCGAGUUCGCAGUGAGUGACGACGCAUCCAUCAGCGAUGUCAGCAGCAGUAGCAGCAGCCUUGGCGACGACGCGGGGGGAGAGCAGGUAGGCGAGGAACUAGGCCGCGCCGGGCGCAGCGAGUUGCGGCUGCGGCAGCAGCAGCACAGGGGCGCGGCCGCCGUGGGUCGGGCCGCAUACGUGAUGACUGAUGACCACGCUGGCGGUCACGUGGGCAAUAGUAGCAGCAGCUGCAACAACCGCCACAAGGACGGCUACGGAGGCACUGUUGGGCCGUCCAAUGGUGGCGGUGCAGCAGCAGGGCGGGCGCAGCAGGCCGCCUCACCGAGCCGCCUACCGCCAGCAGCACCAGCACCAGCACCAGCAGCAGCACCAGCAGUACCAGCAGCAGCAGCACCAGCAGCAGCCGCGCAGGCCCGGCAGCGGCAGCGGCGGCGGCGCGGCUCGCGCGGCAGUGCCGCGGGCGAGGAGAAGGAGCCGCCGGGCGUGAGGCUGCCAGCUGGGGCGCAGGUGGCGCAGGUGACGGCGGCAGAGGCGGACGCGCGGCCGGUGCGCCGGAGCCUGGCGCCGUGCUUCGACCAACACGCGCCAGUGGGCGGCCGCAGCAAAGGCAGCACUGGCGGCGGCGGUGACGGCGGAGGGCAAUGGCAGGGGCAGGGGCAGUUUGAUCCGUGGCUGCUGGAGUCGCCUAGAAGCUCUGGAGCACAGGGCUUCAGGCGCCCGCUCCCUCCCCGCCCUCAGCAGCAGCACCCGCAGCCUACUGCACACCGGUCGCCAGCGCAACAUUUGGCACAGCAGACCUCGCAGUCGGCAGCAGAGGUGGCAGGGACAGUGGCGGCCGUGGGGCCAGCCACGCCGCCGCAGCAGCAGCACGCACCCUCAUGUCAGUACACGCCACGCAGCAGCGAGCGCACUGGCUCGGGCGGGGACGAACGCACGUCCCCGCCGCGACAGGAGCCCUACACGCCGAACCGCCACCACCAGCAGCGGCAGCAGCAACAGCAACAGCAACAGCAGCCGCAACAGCAACAGCAACAGCAACAGCAACAGCAGCAAUGUGCGGACGCGUGUCGAGCGUCGCCGCCCACACCCCGACAGGACACCGGUGCACGCAACGCUUCCCUGUACGCCCGCACAAGUGCCAGUGUCACUGGCAGCGGCUUCUACGCACAUGGCACGGCAGCGCGUGGCCCAGCCCAGGAAUCGGACCGCGGUGGCGGAGGUGGCGGCGACCGCCAGGGCGGCGGCGGCGGCGGCGGCGGUGACGUGGCGGCGGCGGCGCGGCGGCAGGGUGCUGACCUGGUGGCUGUGGCGGACCGGCUGCUGGCGGGGUGGCGGGGCCGGUGCCUGGAGGCGGAGGCGGGGCUGGGGGACAUGCGGCUCGAGGUGCGGCUGGCGCAGAUGCAUGUACGCGACCUGUCCAGCUCCAUGCAGGCAGCGGCGGCGGAGCGGGAGGCAGCGCAGGCGCGCGCAGCGGAGGCGGAGCGGCGCCAGGGCGAGAGCGAUGGUGCUCUUGCAGGAGCGCUGCAGCGGGCGGAGGCCGCGGAGGCCAAGGCUGCGGAUGCAGAGCAGCGCGCGACAGCUGCACAGGCAGCGGCAUCCAUCAAAGCUGCCGAGGCGGAGGAGGCGCGCCAGGCUGCGGAAGCGGCAGCGGCUGCCAAGCAGACGGCCGAGGCAGCCCUGCUGCAGCUGCGCGCCGAGGCCGAGACCCAGCGCCGGGAGCUCGAGGCCCGGGUGGUGGCGGCAGGCGCGGCGGUGGAGGCUGCGGAGGCGCGGGCGGUGGAGGCGGCGGAGGCUCUGCAGCGCCUGUACCAUGAGGUGGGCAUAGAGCGAGAUGCGCAUGCGCAGCAGCUUGCGGUGUUGCAGGCGGAGGCGGCGGACGCGGUGCACCGGGUGGAGGCGGCGGAGGCAGCUGCGGAGGUGCAUGAGGUGGAGGCGGAGGCGGCGCGGGCUGAGCGGGGCGCGGCGGAGGAAGCGGCGCGGCGGCAGCGGGCUGUGGCCGCCGACCUGCGCGGCCAGCUGGCGGAGUGCUCCCGGCAGCUGUCCGAGGCGCGUGCCUCCAGCUCGGCGCUGGCGGCGGCGGUGGAGGAGAGCGGCGCCGAGCUGGCGGCCAAGCGCGAGGCGGUGGCGGAGCUGCAGCGGGAGCUGGCGCGGGCGGGGCUGGCGGCGGCGGCGCUGAGGGGGCAGCUGGCGGAGGCCAAUGCACGCGGCGCGGCGCUGCAGGCGGAGGUGGAGUCGCUGGGAAACAAGAUUCUGGAGGCAGCGGGGGAGAUGUCUUCGCUUAGGGCUCGCUGCGACGAGGCGGCGGAGGCGGCUGCGCGGGCGGAGGCGGAGGCGGCGCAGCUGCGUAAUGAGGUGGAGGCGGGCGGCGUGCUGGCGGCGCAGCUGCAGCGCCGCAUUCAGUGCAUGUGCGGGCAGGAGGAGGCGCUGGCCGCUCAGCCGCUGGAGACGCUGGAGGCGCUGGCGGCCAUGUCGGAGGCCGCCCUGCCGCGGGUGAGGCACGCCAUCGUGACGGCCAGGGUGGCAGCUGCGCGCUCCGAGGCGGUGGAGGCGGCGGCAUGUGCAGUGUGCCUUGCGGGCAGCCGAGACACAUUCCUGAACUGCGGCCACAUCAUUUGCCGGGGUUGCUCAGAGAGGGUGGAGCGAUGCCCCAUCUGCCGGGCGGCCAUCACCAACCGCUCGAGGGCGUUCGUCUGACGCGCGUCCCGGCCUCUGUGCACUUCAUGCACGGCAGUUCAACGGCGGGCGCUUCAGAUUGACCGGGGCUAGCGCUUUAGAGUUGGCCAAAGCAGGGCGCAUCUGCGUUGGGCUGUUCCCAGCGUUGGAUGCCGGGGCAGCUGCCACAAGCGUGUGUUUGGGGUGAUCCGCUGAACUGUAACUGCUGGCACCGCAGUUAGAUAUAGGUAGUAGACCUGAGCUACAUUCGGUUGUCUGCCAGUUUCUUUGUGUCCUAUGCCAUCGUAGACAUCCGAGGCCUGGGACAGCCAAGGGCCAGACACUAGUGCAGCAUUGAACCGUACGUUGAUGCCGUGAAGCGCUGUCGUCAGCGAUGCCCCUGGCUAUAGUGGCAUCCCGAGAAGCACGCUGCUUGCAAAGGGAGUGCUAAGGAUGGAGUGCGCGACCAGACGCGACGGCCCAGGGACAGCGCGGGCUACCGGACUGGCACGUACUGGCACCAACGCGCAAUCCGAACCGUGGUUCCCCGCGUGUCAACUUGCCCUGCCCCGCGACCGCGACCACCUCUUUU
This is a messenger RNA of Chlamydomonas reinhardtii, 3435 nucleotides long. RefSeq lists its product as uncharacterized. The record is from RefSeq and is a predicted model, not a curated record. The transcript has 10 exons. The coding region runs from base 66 to 2885 and encodes 939 amino acids. Lineage: Eukaryota; Viridiplantae; Chlorophyta; Chlorophyceae; Chlamydomonadales; Chlamydomonadaceae.